Molecule: messenger RNA, 3303 nt
Organism: Ceratotherium simum simum (southern white rhinoceros)
Lineage: Eukaryota; Metazoa; Chordata; Mammalia; Perissodactyla; Rhinocerotidae
Source: RefSeq, a predicted model, not a curated record
UGGCUUGUAAGAGUGAAAUCAGACGUGAUGCUGGACCCACCUUCCAAGGAGGCUGCAUUUCUUUCUUCAGGAAUGGACAAUCAGACCGUCCUGGCUGUCCAGUCGUUGUUGGAUGGCCAAGGAGCGGUCCCUGAUCCAACAGGCCAGAGCGUCAACGCACCCCCUGCCAUCCAGCCACUGGAUGACGAGGACGUCUUUCUCUGCGGGAAGUGUAAGAAGCAGUUCAACUCACUGCCAGCGUUUAUGACCCACAAGCGGGAACAGUGCCAGGGGAAUGCCCCACCCCUGGCCACAGUCUCACUGGCCACUAACAGCAUCUACACGCCUUCAGCAGCACCCACAGCGGUCCAGCAGGCCCCACCUCCUGCCAAUCGCCAGAUCUCCACAUAUAUCACAGUGCCCCCAUCCCCGCUGAUCCAGACCCUGGUGCAGGGGAAUAUCUUGGUGAGCGAUGACGUGCUCAUGUCUGCCAUGUCGGCCUUCACGUCUCUGGACCAGCCCAUGCCCCAGGGCCCCUCACCAGUGCAGAGCAACCUGAACAUGCAUUCUGCGCCCAGCUACCUCACCCAGCCUCCACCACCUCCUCCACCGCCUCCACCACUGCCCCCACCCCCACCCCCCCAGCCUCCGCCACCCCCACCCCAGAGCCUGGGCCCCCCCGGGCGUCCCAACCCUGGUGGGAAUGGCGUGGUGGAGGUGUACAGUGCCACGGCACCCCUGGCUGGGAGUGGGACGGUGGAGAUCCAGGCGCUGGGAAUGCAGCCCUACCCACCCCUGGAGGUGCCGAACCAGUGUGUGGAGGCUCCAGUGUACCCCACGCCCCCGGUAUACAGCCCCGGAAAACAGGGAUUCAAACCGAAAGGACCAAACCCUGCUGCCCCCAUGACCAGCGCCACCGGGGGCACAGUGGCCACCUUUGACUCCCCGCCAGCACUGAAGACCCGACGGGUCAAAGGUGCCAGUGGACUCCCAGAAGCUGCGGGGAAGCCAAAGGCUCAGAAACUCAAGUGCUCGUACUGUGACAAGUCAUUCACCAAAAACUUUGACCUGCAGCAGCACAUUCGAAGCCACACUGGUGAGAAGCCCUUCCAGUGCAUUGCAUGUGGCCGUGCCUUUGCCCAGAAGUCUAAUGUCAAGAAACACAUGCAGACUCACAAGGUGUGGCCUCCGGGGCGCAGUGGUGGCACCGUCUCUCGCAACUCUGUGACUGUACAGGUCAUGGCCCUGAACCCCAGCAGGCAGGAGGACGAGGAGAGCACAGAGUUGGGUCCGCCCCUAUCAAGCGCCCCGCAGCCCCAGGCCUUGCCCACAGCCGGCGAGGAUGAGGGGGACAAGCUGGAGGCCAAGCAGGUGGUCCUCAUCGAUAGCUCCUACCUGUGCCAGUUCUGCCCCAGCAAGUUCAGCACCUACUUCCAGCUCAAGUCCCACAUGACCCAGCAUAAGGACGAGCAGGUGUACAAGUGUGUGGUCAAAAGCUGUGCCCAGACGUUCCCGAAGCUCGACGCGUUUCUGGAGCACAUCAAGAGCCACCAGGAGGAGCUGAGCUACCGCUGCCACCUCUGCGGCAAGGAUUUCCCGUCGCUGUACGACCUGGGCGUGCACCAGUACUCCCACAGCCUCCUGCCGCAGCACAGCCCCAAGAAGGGCAGCGCCGUCUACAAGUGUGUCAAAUGCGUCAACAAAUACUCCACCCCCGAGGCCCUGGAGCACCAUCUGCAGACCGCCACUCACAACUUCCCCUGCCCGCACUGCCAAAAGGUGUUUCCUUGCGAGCGCUACCUGCGGCGUCACUUGCCCACCCAUGGCAGUGGGGGCAGGUUCAAGUGCCAGGUGUGCAAGAAGCUCUUCCGGCGGGAGCACUACCUCAAGCUGCACGCUCACAUCCACUCAGGUGAGAAGCCCUACAAAUGCUCGGUGUGCGAGUCCGCGUUCAACCGCAAGGACAAACUGAAGAGACACAUGUUGAUCCAUGAGCCGUUCAAGAAGUACAAAUGCCCCUUCUCGACACACACAGGCUGCAGCAAAGAGUUCAACCGGCCAGACAAGCUGAAGGCUCACAUCCUCUCCCACUCAGGCAUGAAGCUCCACAAAUGCGCCCUGUGCAGCAAGUCCUUCAGCCGCCGCGCCCACCUCGCCGAGCACCAGCGCGCCCACACGGGCAACUACAAGUUCCGCUGUGCUGGCUGUGCCAAGGGCUUUUCCCGCCAUAAAUACCUCAAGGAUCACCGCUGCCGCCUCAGCCCCCAAAGGGACAAGGACCUGCAAGCCCGGCGGCCCCCCUGGAGGAGGGCAGCCCCCCGCAGUGGCAGCAGUGGCGGGUGCAAGGUGGUGACCCCCCUGCCCGACCCGCUGGGGCUGGAGGAGCUGAAGGACACAGGGGCUGGGCCAGUGCCCGAGGCUGCCCCAGGCAAGCCGCCCUUCUCGGAGCCAGACGCUGUGCUGUCCAUCGUAGUGGGUGGCACAGUGGGUGGCGAACCUGAGCUGGUAGUGCCCGGGCAUGCCGAGGGCCUGGGCUCCAACCUGGCGCUGGCAGAGCUGCAGGCAGGGACCGAGGGCCCGUGUGCCAUGCUCGCUGUGCCCGUCUACAUCCAGGCCUCGGAGUGAUGGUCCCGUGGCGUUUGCUCCCACAGCCCGGCCUGAUGCUCACCUUGGGGUCUGGGGCCUCUGGGGCAGACUAGAGAUCCUUCCCAAUGGAAGAGAGCCAUCAGCUGAAGUCUUUUUGGAACGUCAUUUAUAAACCCUGGCCCGUGGCUGCCUCGCUGUGUCCCCUAUCCUGCUGCAAAGCCCUGCAGCAUUCUGAGAUCUGAGGCAGGGGUGAUGGCAAGAGAGAUGGCUGAGCCUGAGCUGCCCAAGGUCUGGCUGAUCUAGGCUGGUGGUCGGGUCACCUAAGAGAGAAGCCAGGGUGGUCCCGCCCACCUCAGGAUGGCCUCAAGUCAAGCUGCUCUUCGGAAGAUCUGACGUGGUUGGAGCCCUUAUCUGCUGGACCUUUUCACGUACGGUUCCUCGCAGCAUCCCCAGAUGACUCUAUGGUGUAGGCAUUUAGGAGGCACUCGAGUGUUGUGGUUAGAAUGCAGCUAUCAGCCAGAUCUGGCUUCAAAUCCAAGUGCUGCCACUCACUUGCUGUGUGACCUUGGGUAAGUCACUUCACCUCUCUGAGCCCUGUGUUCCUCAUCUGUACAAUGGGGCUUACGACAGUACUACCUCACAGGGCUGUUAUGGGGAUCCAGUAUGAUGAAGUAUGCAAAGGACUUGGCAUAGUACCCAGCACUUGGAAAGUGCUCAUAAAUGUUUUUAUCAAAAUGU